CACUUCCACGUAUAGACGCUACAUUAGAUGCCAUGAAAGGCGCUCGUUGGUUCUCGACUUUAGACUUAGCAUCAGGGUAUUGGCAAGUGGAAGUCCGACCUCAAGAUAGAAAAAAGACUGCAUUCACAGUACCCAAUGGUAUAUAUGAAUUUCAAGUGAUGCCGUUUGGGCUAACUAAUGCCCCAGCCACUUUCCAACGAUUAAUGCAGACAGUUCUACAUGGUCUCGUACCACACCAGUGUUUAAUUUACCUUGACGAUAUUAUUGUGUAUGGCAGAACGCCGGAACAGCAUAAUGCCAAUUUGAAGGCAGUCCUACAACGAAUUAAGCAGCAUAACCUAAAAGUUAAACCAUCUAGAUGUCGACUAUUGCAAAAAGAAGUGCUCUUUCUAGGGCAUCGCAUUACAGAAGAUGGAGUAGCAACAGAUCAGGGAAAAACGAGCGCCAUUAUUAACUGGCCACAACCGAAAUCUGCCGAGGAUGUUCGCAGCUUCCUGGGACUCGCUUCUUAUUAUAGACGUUUCAUACGGGAUUUUGCAUCCCUGGCAGCACCUCUACAUCGCCUGACGCACAAAGGACGAACAUUUUUGUGGACCACAAAAUGUCAACAAGCAUUUAGCACUUUGAAGUCGUGUCUUGCUGCUCCACCCAUACUAGCUUUUCCGGACACUUCUGCUAAAGCGGGUGAGUUUAUACUCGAUACAGAUGCUAGUUCAUCAGCUAUUGGAGCAGUCCUGUCUCAAAUAGCACUAGAUGGACAGGAGCGGGUCAUUGCUUACGCUAGUCGGCGGUUAGAUAAGAGGGAGACAAGGUAUUCUACGACGCGCCGAGAGAUGCUGGCUUUGGUAAAAUUUUCGCAACAUUUUCGUCACUAUCUCUUAGGACGACCCUUUCGUGUACGCACAGACCACCGUGCACUACAGUGGCUUCGUUCGUUCCGUGAACCAGAAGGUCAGGUAGCGCGCUGGCAGGAGAGGUUGCAGGAGUUUGAUUUUACCUGUGAAUACCGACCCGGAAGCCGACACACAAACGCUGAUUCUCUAUCUCGUAUACCUUAUUCUCCUGAUACCAUUAGUGCCGUCCUUAGCACAGCCCCCGAGAUCGACUGGCCGUCUCUUCAAGCAGAAGACCCAGAUCUGCGAUUUAUUUAUCAGAGGCAACUACAUGGCAAUAAUAAACCAUCUAUGACAGAGUUAAAGGAUCAUUCCUUGGCGACGCGCCGUCUUUGUGCCAAGUGGGGCAGUCUAAGAUUGUAUGAAGACACGCUGUUUAUAGUCAGUGAAUCAAAACAACCACUAUUGAUAGUACCACGUAUACAAGUUCAGAAUAUUAUGGAGCAGGCACACCGAGAACUGGGGCACUCAGGAAAACGGAAGACUGAACAUGCUAUCUGCGGAAGGUUUUGGUGGCCAUCCAUCCACGAAGACGUUGCAGAAUUCUGCAAAAAUUGUAGCACGUACUAUGCUAUCAAGUCACCCCGACAAAUACCCCGCGCACCCUUAGUUCCAAUGACGACGGAAGGUCCGCAUCAGCGAGUUGGCAUCGAUAUUAUGGGGCCACUUACAACGUCAAAGAACGGAAACCGUUAUUUACUGGUUAUGGUAGACUAUUUCAGCAAAUGGUGUGAAGCUGUGCCUAUACCACAACAAGAUGCCCUCACAGUCACUCGGGCUUUCAUUGAUCAUUGGGUAUCCCGGUACGGCGCUCCCCUCUCACUCCAUUCUGACCAAGGUUCAGCUUUUGAAAGUCAUCUCGUCGCCCAGGUAUGUCGAUUAUUGGGAAUCCGGAAAACACACACUACCGCAUAUCAUCCAGAAGGUAACGGCUUAGUGGAAAGAACCAACAGGACUAUCAAAGCUCUCCUUCAAUCGUUUAUCAAUAAGUCAUCGACGGAAUGUUGGGAUGACGUGAUACCACAAUGUCUGUUAGCUUACCGCUCAUCAGUGCACGGAUCUACAGGAUUUUCAUCGGCGACCCUACUUUUUGGGCAUGAAUUGCGCCUACCCGUUGAGCUGCAAAUACCGCUGUUACCAUGCGAGGUCCAAGAUCAUGUAGUAUACAUCCGUAAUCUUCGCAGCCGCCUAGCCGACGCCUAUCGCUUAGUGAAGAUCAACCUACAAAAUACCAGCAAGCACCAAAAGGACGUGUACGAUCGCAAGACGAACGGACUUGUGUAUAAACCCGGAGAUCGUGUGUGGCUACACCGCCCUUUGGCUCCACCGGGGACAUGCAGCAAGUUCCAUCACCCUUGGCAAGGACCUUACGAAGUUGUGUUUAUGCGGUCUCCCACUACAUUCGUCUUGCGUAACCUCCAACGACCCCAAGACGAUGUUAUAACAGUACACUACAAUCAAUUAAAGCCAGACAAGACAACGGUGCACUUAGAUACCCCGUUUAUCAACCCCCCGACUGCCGUCAGCCAUUAUGAAGUGCCACUAGAAGGAGGGGUGGCAUACCCAUGUCCAGCACCAGGCACUGAGGACAGUGCCUCAUGAAGAGAGGGGAUAGUGUAACAGUAUCGAAAGUCAUUACGUGUAACUUUAUUAAUACAGGUUUGUUUUCCUUAUUGCAGGACAACAGAAAGUGAACGUAUUAGAAGAAGAAGAACAAAGCUUGCGCAAACUAAACCUGCUGGAUUAUGAGUAAAACUAUUUUGUAACAGACUUCUCUUUUUGUACAAAAACCGCGUAUUUCAAUUUCUAAUAUAUCUCUGUUGUGCUCGCACGCCGUGUUCUCACUUGAGUGGCAUCUGCCAGUCCUGACUGUUGUGUUGUGUUUCAGAUUGCUCCUGCCUCUAGGUAAACGCUAAGAAAACGUGCUACACUGCUAACAUACGAUCGGUUCACAGCGGAUUUUAGAGAGUAGAUGAUUAAUGAGAGGUUACAACAGAUAGGACGGCGAGACUCUAAUUUAGGGACGAGCCAAUCAGAAGCGUUUGAGCAAUUUCAGUUUUUAGUCAAUCAGAAGACAGCAUAAAGUAAAAAUAUAUUAAAAGAAAGUAAUAAAUUACAGUGGAUAUUCUUCUUUGACAUGAUUUAAAAACUCGUAUGUUAGCAUCCUAACCCUAACCUUAACCCUCACCUAACUCUAACAUAAACCCUUACCUAACCCUAACCCUCAACUAACCCUAACCCUAAACCCUCACCUCACCCUAACCUUAACCCUCACCCUAAGCCCUAACCCUUAACCCUCAACUAACCCUAAACCCUAAGCCUAUAGUAAUAAUAUUAAUGUAAACAAAGAACUUAUACUUUCCCAAUAUGGCACUUUGAUAUAUCAAUCUGUCCUCUUGUCAUUUUUUUCUCUCAUAUGUGAGCGACUUACAGGCAACAAACAUCGUAUUGAAGGUGGGUCUGGUGAACAAAAACGCAGGCCCCCCACACACACGAACCUCUGCCCUCCUGAAUGAUAGACCGCGUGCUUAUCCGUUAAACCACAUCAGACCACGGGGGAAGUGACUUCAAUAUUUCCUUACACCAAUUAAUCACUCAUAAUACUAAUGAGAAAUAGGACUCACACACCUCUGAGGUCCAAACCAAUUCGUUACUUGGAUGAAUUGACGAAAUACUGCUUCAAUAUAUCAUGCAUACCUAAAUCAAACCAGAGAAAGGUAUUUGACACAACUGUACUUGAUCCGCAUACUCUACACUAUUUUUUUUGCUUCUUAACCGUAUAUUUUCCGUCUUGUGGAGUACUCUGAUGCACCCUUGAUUACGCACCUAGUUGUAAAAUGCGGUCAUCACAGGUUCAAG
Molecule: messenger RNA, 3752 nt
Organism: Schistosoma intercalatum
Lineage: Eukaryota; Metazoa; Platyhelminthes; Trematoda; Strigeidida; Schistosomatidae
Source: the annotation of a GenBank genome assembly